AUGGAGACUCCAGCGAAGUACUUUUCAUCCGUGCUCGCCUGCAACACCGUCCCGUUCCCGCUUGGAGUGAUUAUGUGGAACGCGACCGAACCGGAGGCGACCUUAGGCACCAGGAAAGACUUGGUUGUCCGCGCUCUGACGGGCUGUCUGCUCUCCGUGCUUAUCCUUUGGACGUUGCUUGGGAACAUUAUGGUGUGCACCGCCGUGCUCAGGUUCCGUCACCUGAGAUCCAAAGUGACUAACAUUUUUAUAGUGUCCCUGGCAGUCUCGGAUUUAUUUGUCGCUGUUCUGGUGAUGCCAUGGAAAGCAGUUGCCGAAGUUGCCGGGUACUGGCCAUUCGGUACCUUCUGCAAUAUUUGGGUAGCUUUUGACAUCAUGUGUUCCACUGCAUCCAUUCUCAACCUCUGUAUUAUAAGCGUGGACCGCUACUGGGCAAUAUCAAGUCCCUUUCGAUACGAAAGAAAGAUGACCCAAAAAGUGGCCUUUGUGAUGAUUAGUGUGACAUGGACGCUGUCCGUGCUUAUAUCAUUCAUUCCGAUCCAACUGAAUUGGCACAAAGCCAGUGUGGAAAGCUCAAACGAUUCCACGACACUAGAGCCAAUCGAAGAGAACUGCGACUCCAGCCUCAACCGAGAAUACGCCAUCUCCUCGUCCCUGAUAAGUUUCUACAUCCCCGUGGCAAUCAUGAUUGUGACAUACACCCGAAUCUAUAGGAUAGCACAAAUACAAAUAAGGAGGAUAGCUUCCCUGGAACGCGCAGCUGAGCACGCAACAAGCUGCCGGACGAAUAGACUCGAGUGCCAACACCACAAUACCUUGAAAACGUCAAUAAACAGAGAAACCAAAGUUCUGAAAACUCUCUCUGUGAUCAUGGGUGUUUUCGUCUGUUGCUGGCUACCUUUCUUUAUUCUGAACUGCAUGGUCCCAUUUUGUGACAAACCACCCACAGACCAAGAAGCCGGACUACCGUGUGUCAGUGAAACUACAUUUGACGUGUUUGUGUGGUUUGGCUGGACAAACUCGUCUUUGAAUCCUAUCAUUUAUGCUUUCAACUCGGAAUUCCGAAAAGCUUUCGCAAACCUGCUUGGCUGCCGUCACUUUUGCUCCACCACACCGGUUGAAACCGUGAACAUAAGUAAUGAACUUGUGUCAUAUAACCAAGACACUUUACUCCACAAAGAGAUCGUCAAUGCCUACGUGAACAUCAUUCCAAACGUAGUGGACUGUAUUGACAACGAAGAGACCUUUGACCGGAUAUCACAGUUUUCUCAUAAUAAUGAGGUAGCGACCGAUUCGGUUUGUGAUAUAGACGACUGCGAUGCAGAUAUUUGUAUGGACAGGUUAACGCCGUUCACUCCAAAUGGUUUACACUGA
Molecule: messenger RNA, 1374 nt
Organism: Engraulis encrasicolus (European anchovy)
Lineage: Eukaryota; Metazoa; Chordata; Actinopteri; Clupeiformes; Engraulidae
Gene: drd5a
Product: dopamine receptor D5a
Exons: 1
Coding region: 1-1374 (457 amino acids)
Biological process (GO): G protein-coupled dopamine receptor signaling pathway; adenylate cyclase-activating adrenergic receptor signaling pathway
Cellular component (GO): plasma membrane
Molecular function (GO): G protein-coupled receptor activity; dopamine neurotransmitter receptor activity, coupled via Gs
Source: RefSeq, a predicted model, not a curated record